Messenger RNA from Phacochoerus africanus (Common warthog), 1591 nucleotides. RefSeq names its product pseudouridine synthase like 1 (gene PUSL1). The coding region runs from base 150 to 1301 and encodes 383 amino acids. Gene Ontology annotation, molecular function: RNA binding; pseudouridine synthase activity. The record is from RefSeq and is a predicted model, not a curated record. The transcript has 7 exons. NCBI's taxonomy places the organism in Eukaryota, Metazoa, Chordata, Mammalia, Artiodactyla, Suidae. Gene Ontology annotation, biological process: tRNA pseudouridine synthesis.
GCGAAGGCGCAGGCGCGACAUCGGCCAGGGGCGUGGUGUGGUCAGGCCGAGUGCGCGCGCGUGCGCAGGCCCACGUGCGCUCCCAACCCGCCUGGCGCUCCCGGGGUCUGGUUCCGACCCGUCUCGCUUCGCCGGGUCCGGCUAGAGCUAUGGGCGCCUGCCCGGCUGCAGGCUCGGCGCGGGCGCGCUACCUCGUGUACUUCCAGUACUUGGGCACGGACUUCAAGUACGUCUUCCGGACCUCCCACCCGUUCCCGCGACUCCCCUGUAGAGGCUGGCGCCGCGGGCAGCAACCGAGCUCGACCCGGAGCAGCGGACGGCCGACGCCAGAGGGGAGGGCGGGAACUGAGUUAGGACCUCUGUCCUUGGGCCCCAGCCCCCGGGAUGAAACGACCGCCUCUGGCCAUGGAGAGCCGGGCGGCCUCAGCUCGCUAACCUCCGCCCGCCUUGCCUGCAGUGGCGUCGCGGCUGUCAGGGGCCCACAGCACGCCGUCGGGGUCCAGAACUACCUGGAGGAGGCCGCAGAGCGGCUAAACUCGGUCGUGCCGGUCAAGUUCACCAUCUCCAGCCGCACGGAUGCUGGUGUCCACGCCCUGAGCAACGCGGCGCACCUGGACAUUCAGCGCCGCUCAGGCCAGCCACCCUUCUCCCCUGAGGUCCUGACGGAAGCCCUCAACACCCACCUGAGACACCCAGCCAUCCGGGUACUGCAGGCCUUUCGUGUGCCCAGCCACUUCCAUGCUCGCUAUGCAGCCACAUCCAGGACCUAUCUCUACCGCCUGGCUACUGGCUGCCCCAGGCCUGACCAUCUGUCUGUGUUUGAACGAAACCGGUGCUGGCCGCUUCGGGCAGACUGCUUGGAUGUGGCUGCCAUGCAGGAGGCCGCCCAGCACCUCCUGGGGACACACGACUUCAGUGCCUUCCAGUCAACUGGCAGCCCGGCCACCAGCCCCGUGCGCAGCCUGCGCCGAGCCUCGGUAUCUCCCGAGUCCUCCAGCCCCCUGGUUCUCCCCGGGGAGAGCAGGGGGCUGCGGUUCUGGAACCUGGAGUUUGAGAGCCAGUCCUUCCUGUACAGACAGGUGCGGAGGAUGACCGCUGUGCUGGUGGCUGUGGGGCUGGGGGCCCUGACGCCUACUCAAGUGAAGAUGAUUCUGGAGAGCCGGGACCCCCUCGGCAGGCACCAGUCCCGCGUGGCCCCAGCCCAUGGCUUGUUCCUGAAGUCAGUGCUUUAUGGGGACCUUGGUCCUGCCUCCACACAGCCUCCUGUGCCCUCAGAGUCACAGCACAGAAGUCACAGAUGAUCCCGAUGCCCAGCUGAGGGCAGGGAAGCCGCCGCCCACCUCCAUACCACCGUGCCCAGCAGGGACAGCCCCGCGUUGUCCGGGGACCACAGCUGCCCCCUGCCUCCUUGUCCCUGCCGCAUGUCCACAGGUGGGCUGCCACCAGGGUGAGGUGCAAGAGACGGGUGCACAUACCAGGAAGGAAGCCACCUAGACGGCCUGUGGCAGUUUUACUGGAGAUCCUUACCCUGGCACCUUGCCCAUGUCCUGGGGUCAGUCCAGGAGUAAAAAUAAAAGGUGAAGAGCCCCGA